GGAAAUGAACCAACAGAAAACGACAACCGAGAAGCAGUAGAAGAAGAAGAAGCGGAAACCGGAAGUGUUGAGGCGGAAAGCGGAGUGAAGACCUGUAUAGAGAGAGAAACUCAUAAUCAGACAGACGCACAGGUUAGUGUUUGUCCUCCCCAGCGUCUCGCUAUGGCGGAGGACGAGCAUCUCUCAGCCGAGGACUACGCCGCCGAGGCCAUGGCUGCCGACAUGGACCCCUGGAUCGUCUUCGACACCCGCAAAACGCCCCGAGCCGAGUUCAGCAGCUGGCUGGAGUCCAACCGGCCCUCGCAGGUCAGCCGCUGUGGGGCCGGGGGGCCGGUGGGCUGGAUCGCGGUGCGCGGGCCGCAGUACUGGGAGGACGCCGGAGACGUGGAGGGGCUGCAGGACAGCUGGGAGACACUGCAGGAGAGCGGGCGCAGCGUCAGCUUCCACACCAUCAGAGAGCUGGCGCUCAAUCACAGCGUGCUCUACGGCAAGUGACUGAUGCACCUGGACACGGGCUUCAAGGUGGACCGCGCCUGGGAGAGCAUCGCCAGAGCCGCGCUCGACGGCAAGAUCGACUCGGCCAGAGUGAGUCCCAGAGACCCGCGCUCCGACUCCAGACACGUCAUCUGCGUCUACAACCAGAACUUCACCGACGAGGAGCAGGUGAUGCGUCUGGACGCCGUCAUCCGCGCCGCCGGCGUCAAGUGCGUCCUCUACUACAAACCCGACGUCUACUCGUACCUGGGCAUCUACCGCAACAACCGCUGGAAGAUCUGCCCCACCAUCUACGAGAGCAUGUUCGACCUGGAGAGCGUUCCUCGCCGCUCGCACAUCAUCAACAAGGUCACCAGCCAGGAGCUCACGUGAAGCUGUUCGUUCCUGACACUCUUGGAGGAGAUCGGUCUCGUAGAAACGUUCUGUUAUCCAGCGAUGACUGCAUGUGAACACAGCCCAAACGUUCAAGGGCUUUGAGAUUUUUGAGUUUUUCCAUUUAAAACGUCUUUUAUAUUUAACGAGGCUGGUUUUGUUCAUUCGUUCGUUUUGCCAAAUAAAUCCGGGGCAUUUCAAACGGUGUUGCUCUGUGAGAUAAAGCAGUUGCUCGCAUUCAUUGCAGCUCACAUAAUAACAACAACACAAAAGCGUGUUUCGUUAGUGAUCCUCCUCGAAUCGUGCCAGA
This is a messenger RNA of Sinocyclocheilus rhinocerous, 1177 nucleotides long. Its product is annotated as UPF0696 protein C11orf68 homolog. The record is from RefSeq and is a predicted model, not a curated record. Lineage: Eukaryota; Metazoa; Chordata; Actinopteri; Cypriniformes; Cyprinidae. The transcript has 2 exons.